Messenger RNA from Annulohypoxylon maeteangense, 469 nucleotides. Its product is annotated as DUF427-domain-containing protein. The coding region runs from base 61 to 363 and encodes 100 amino acids. The transcript is spliced from 3 exons. The record is from RefSeq and is a predicted model, not a curated record. Lineage: Eukaryota; Fungi; Ascomycota; Sordariomycetes; Xylariales; Hypoxylaceae.
AAAUCUCAUACAAACGAACUCUCGCCAUAACAAGAGUGAAUCAAUAAAAAACAACACAUCAUGCCGUCUGGUCACGUCGAAGCAAUCAUAGACGGCACGGUGGUAGCCGAAUCCGACACCUACGAGCUAGUCGAAGGGAACGUCUACUUCCCGCCAUCUUCCGUAAAGUCCGAAUUCUUCAGUAAGACGGAUCUUCAAACGCACUGCGGAUGGAAGGGAGAUGCUAGCUACUAUACGAUCAAAGUUGGAGACAAGGAGUUGACAAAUGCUGCGUGGUAUUAUCCCGAACCAUUUGACAAGGCGAAGCAUAUCAAGGACUAUGUCGCGUUCUAUAAAACCAAGGUGGACGUGACGACCACAUAAGCCUGGCUACGGCUCUAGUUAUUGAAUCCUAUGAAGCUCUAACGACAUAGAAGAUGGGAGCAGGUAGCCUUUAGCAAUAGAUAAAUACCAGUUUUAAUCUGUGAGA